CUGCUGAGGGCGGCGCUUCUUCCUCCUCCAGAAAGAGAAAAGGCCGGCCCAGGCCUCCGUCGGGAGACGUGUCUGUGGAGCCGGGCGGCCCGGGCCUAAAAUGCGCGUCAGCAUGUCGGGCUCUUGGUCUGUGGCGUCUUUGCAAAUGGCGUGUGUGGAACUGGUUUUGAAACACCAGGGCGUAGCCAUGAAUCCUAUUCAUUUAGUUGUGAAAAGUGGGGCUGAAUGAUUCAGAUACUCUCUUAGAUGCCUUCUUGGCAAAGGGUUGUGCUACUCUGGACAAAGUGGAGGACCUCAGUAAUGAAGGGAAUGAACAUCCUUCUAUGCUUCUGCAGCUCUAUGCUCAGGCUGUCUUAGACAUUACAUAUUUUGAGGAAAACCAGCUUGUGGAUGAAGAUUUCCCGGAAGAAUCUUCCUUGCAAAAAGUUAAAGAACUUAUUUGUAUUCUUUCAGAACCAGAAGACCUAGUAAGGGAAUGCAACAUAAGCGAAGAACCCAUCAACAUCCUUGGUACAGAGUUGUUAGAAUGUCUUUACUGGAGAAAAGGAGCCCUACUUUACAUGUAUUGUCAUACAGCAAAAGAAAGGAGUGAAUGGCUACGAGAAAACACUGCCAUAUUAAAAAAGUGUCUUAAUGACGGAGUUCAUUACUUGGUGAAGAUGCUUGACUUUAGAUGCUCUCUUCGGGUAAAUGAAGAUGUCUUUCUUCAAGAUAAAGAGACAGCUAGAUUACUCAGUGAAGGUAUAUUUAGUGAUACUCACUUACUGGCGAUGAUGUACAGUGGAGAAAUGUGCUACUGGGGACUGCGGCACUGUGGAGAAGAGUCACAGGAAAGCCUUGAGAUGAGUUCCAUCUGCAAUGGUGACCCGAGUUACAGAUCACACAGCCUGUCACUGGAUUUCCGAGAAACAGGCAAAAACAUGUUAAUGAAGUAUGUGUCUGUAUGUGAGGGACCUUUAAAAGGCCAAGGGUGGAACACAACAACUGCAGAACAAAUGUUGUGUUAUUUCAUGAAAUCCCAUGACUAAAAAUAAGCUGCUUUGCCUGUGCUGGAUGAAACCCUUGUGUCCAAAGAGCACGCUUUGAGGAGGUGAUCUCUGCUUCAUUGUCUGACUGUUCUUAUCCAAAUGUUUGCUUCUGUUGCAUUAAAAACACGCGUUCAAAGAA
Messenger RNA from Colius striatus (speckled mousebird), 1167 nucleotides. RefSeq names its product RAB7A interacting MON1-CCZ1 complex subunit 1 (gene RIMOC1). The record is from RefSeq and is a predicted model, not a curated record. The coding region runs from base 324 to 1028 and encodes 234 amino acids. The transcript is spliced from 6 exons. Gene Ontology annotation, biological process: mitophagy. Lineage: Eukaryota; Metazoa; Chordata; Aves; Coliiformes; Coliidae.